AUGCCGUCGACCAAGUUCUUCCAUUCUACGCGUAAAAUAAUCGGUGCAGGCGUUAACUACAAAGAAAUUCUGCGCCUCACCAACGCCCCGAAACCGGACGCACCCGUCAUAUUCUUCAAGCCCAUCUCGUCACUGCUCGAUGCGGAACUAUCAGCGAGUGCUUCCACAUCCGUACCCACGAUUCGGGUACCGCGCGUCUUUGGUGGUGUGAUCAACUUUGAGGCCGAGCUGGGUGUGAUUAUUGGGCAACGGUGUGCCAACGUGACGCCCGACCAGGCCAUGGCGUUCGUUGGUGGCUACUGUCUGGCACUGGACAUGACCGGCAUGGACUUUAUCAUCAAUGCUCGCCCAAGAGGGCUACCCUGGUGUUUGGGCAAAGGGUUCGACACCUCGACUCCGGUUAGUCGAUUCAUCGCCGUCAAGGAACUGCCCAAUCCGGACGAUGUGCGCGUGUGGUGCGAUGUUAACGGCGUGCGCAAACAAGAUGACAGCACGAGCAAUCUGAUCUUCCCGAUCGCUGAACUAAUCGCGUACGUGUCGCGGUUUAUGACCCUCGAGGAGAACGAUCUGUUGCUCACGGGAACACCAGCGGGGGCGGGUCCAGUGCGCCCAGGGGACGUUAUUGAAUGUGGGCUCGGCGAUGGUUUGGUACAGAUGAGGUGCAGCGUCGUCGAUGAGUAG
Molecule: messenger RNA, 681 nt
Organism: Anopheles coustani
Lineage: Eukaryota; Metazoa; Arthropoda; Insecta; Diptera; Culicidae
Exons: 2
Coding region: 1-681 (226 amino acids)
Cellular component (GO): mitochondrion
Molecular function (GO): acetylpyruvate hydrolase activity
Source: RefSeq, a predicted model, not a curated record